Molecule: messenger RNA, 4760 nt
Organism: Mesocricetus auratus (golden hamster)
Lineage: Eukaryota; Metazoa; Chordata; Mammalia; Rodentia; Cricetidae
Exons: 3
Coding region: 1-909 (302 amino acids)
Source: RefSeq, a predicted model, not a curated record
AUGACCACUGUGGUGCUUAACCCCCCCGCCCCGGGCAACAGACAAGUGGGGGGCGGGGGAUUAAGAAACAAGCAAGACCAGGGCACCCGGGCACGCUGGCUGGCUGGCGCAACUGGGGGACACCCCCCCCAAACCCGAAGGGCGAGACGCCAGGGGACGCCACGCCCACGCCAGACCCGGGAUGCCUCCUGCGGCGCAGCCCGACUGCACUCGGCUCGGCUCCGCGCAGCUCCGGUAACCCCUCGGCCCCUCGCCGCCGUGCAAGGGGAAGGAGAGCGCGCCUUCUGCUCGCCGACCCUCACCUCCGCACCUCGCCCGGCCCUCCGCGAUCUGCCGCCAGCAGGGUCGGCCUGCCCAGCCCGGCCAAGCCCUGGAGGUCGACUAGGACGGAAAGCCGCGAGGGUCCCGCCCUGCGCGCGUCGCGGGACGGGAUUGGACGGGAGGCCGCGAGGGUCCCGCCCCACGCUGGGAGGGGUGGGCUGCCGAGUCAGGCCGCCCCGGACCUGGCCCCGCCCCCGCCGGCUUCCCCGGCUCGGGUUGCGCUCCUGGCUGCGGACCCCGGGACGCGAGCUUGCCCGCGGUCCAGAGAGACGUCGGAGGCUCCGCCCACGCUCGGGAAUCACCCAGUGGGUGAGUGAAGAAGCCCGCGGCUCAGCCUGGUUGUCACGGAGGUCUCCUGUGUCUCUCCCUCUCAACUGUGAGUCUGCAGUCAUCAAUACCACUGCAGAAGAAGCUCCCUUGUCCUUUACAAUCAGUGGGAACACAGAUCAUGGUUUCUGGCUCCAGCACACAUCACAGACAUCCCCAUGGCCUCUGGAGUCGGCGUAUGCUACAGAUGUCGUCAUGCUCUCCAGUGGCAGUACAGACCACAGACAUCAACCCAUCCCUCUGCUGCAGCUUGGGCCUUAGACUCCAUCAUAACUCUCGGCUGUCGCCACGGAUACCAACAUGGCCUCAGGGGCAACAUGAACCAUGGAUACAUCAACAUGGCUUCAGUUGGCAGAACAGACAGACCACGGACAGCCAUAUGGCCUCUGGUGAAAGCACGGGCCGUGGACAUCUACAUGAUCUCUAGUGGCAGAAUAGACCACAAACAACAAUAUGGCCCUGAGCCACAGCAUGGACCACAGACACCCUCAUGAACCUCUCUGGCAGCAUGGACCAUGGACCCCAACAUGGCCCCAGGUGGCAGCACAGGCCAUUCGCAUUACCGUGGGCCCCCCUGGACAUCAAUAGAGCUUCAGGCACAGCACAAACCACAGACAUCCAAAUGGCCUUCAGUGGCAACAUAGAUUAUGGAUAUCAACACAGCUGCCAGCUACAGCCGGGCAUCCUUCCAGCCUCUGGUGGUAGUAGGGGCCUCAGCCGUUGACGUGGCCUCCAGUGGAAGCUCAGUCCAUGGGUGUCCACAUGACUCUCCGGCUGAAUCACAGCCUGGAGCGGAAGCAAGGACCUCAGCAUGGCCUCUGGCUGUAGCACAGACCACAGAUACCAACCUGGCCUCCAGGGGCAGCAUGGACUCUGGAGGCCUUUCGAGGAGGUCCAUUCCAGAAAGCAAACCAUUCUUCAUCUCAGAUAGCCUGUCAAUGCUCAGAGCCAGGGUGACCGUGCAGCUCGGCAGCACGUUCAGGGGCCGAGUCUGUGAAAGCUGCAGUUUGCCGCCACACAGCAGCCUGUCAAACCUGCUCAGCAUCAGCAUGCCCUGUUGUCCCGUCGUCCUGCCCCCCACAACGCCGUCCUGUCUACUGCAGCCUUCUCCCUCGCCUGUCACCGCCGUAGCCUCUGUAGUUCCCCCGCUCUCCGCCUACAACACACUACUCUGCUCCUCCGCCUUUCCCACUUCUCCACUGAAUGCAGUGGCCUUGCAAACUGCAGUGUGUCACACAGCAUAUUCUUUGGCCCGAUUGGGUUUAUACACAAAUACUGCAGCGAGUCAUUGGUCUGGUUCGAGGUUUCCGGUUUCUGAAGCGCUGUAAAUACUGGACCAUGGCUAAGACUCCUCUUGGAUAUUCUGCUGUUGCCCAGAGUCAGGGUGAUCUGGUGGCUAGACAGUGUCCGGAGGCAGCGAGGGCAGGAUCCAUGAGAGCUCCAACCCUCCACACACCCCCCUGCCCUCCAUGCAGGCUGCCCAGAGCGCUUGCUGCCUGCACAGUACCUCAGCCCUGCACUCCCCUCCUCCCAGCAGUGGCUCCACACUGCAGGCAGGAUGUGGGACUAAAGACAAAUCUGUUCAGUAACGCCACAUUCUCUGUCUGCUCCGUCAGGAUGCCGUGUGGUCCCUUUGCCAUGCUCCCCCAGCGGCACGGCUCUGCCCUGCCAUCUUUCCUUCCGGUUUUGUGAGUCCACCUUUUAAAAGCAUCUUCCCAUAGGACCUGCCUAUUUGUUGAGUAGUUCUGGGGAUGCUUUGGGCUCUGCAGACAUCCUCCUCCAUCACCGUGUCUUUCCUUGGGGCUUCCAUGGGUCUCUCCGGCUCCUCUGAGCUGCUCCAAAGUCCCAAAAUGGGUACUGCCAACUGCUGCCAUCUUCAAACACAGCCACGCUUCGGACCAUGCAGUGAGGCUCCUCUGGUUACGGUUCAACAAGCUCUUAGUGUUAAUUUUACUCCCUUGGUAAAGUCGGUUUUUCCUUCUUUCUUUCCUGUUAGUCGGUUUCUUCUCUCUCCCCUUUCUUCCUUCUUCCUUCCCUCUCUCUUUCUUUCCUCCUCCCUCCCUUCCUUCCUUCCUUCCUUCCUUCCUUCCUUCCUUCCUUCCUUCCUUCCUUCCUUCCUUCCUUCCUUCCUUCCUUCCUUCCUUUCCCUCUUGAUGGAGAUUGGCCCCAGGGCCUCAUCUGCAGCUAGGAACAAUUGCAGGUUCACUCUGUUAGAGUGCAGAUGGAGCCACCUGUGAUUUCCCCCAUAUGCCAUUCACUUUAACUUUAAUUGCAUGAUGGCUGACUCUGAUGUGACCUGAAAAGGUCAGAAUGUUGAUAGGAGUGUGGAUCAUAAAGAUUGUCGGAAACAAAGGAUGUUUUGAAGGGAGCAGGCAAACACAUCUUGGCCUAAGUACUACCAUUUUGACUUCAGACUCCAUUUUACUUGUAGGGUGAAACACAGUUCAAGUUUCCAAGCCCUAGCGGAGCUGAGACCUUUCCGAUGGCUGACAGACCUCCUCCUUAAACAAUAGAAAUAGUCUGUUGUCCCCAUGGCUGUUCCUAACAACAGAAAGAACAAACGAAUCCGAUUGGUUGGGCUGAAGAGCUCCCAUUUUGUUGGUUGACAAUGAUGAAACACACAAGGAAAGUCCCUAAUCUUUGACUUCCGAUUGGUGAAAAUUGUAACUCAGCAACAAAUGUUUGUGAGUUUUGUGCUUUUAAACCCUUCUUCUGCUCCUGCUUGGGGCUGCCAGGAGGAACAAGGCUCCCAAGUCCUUGUCCUGAAGCCUUGAUCAAUCAGUGACCCACUUAUGUGAUGACUUACUAAAAUCUCUGGAACCCAUACGUGUUGUCUCUCUCCUUCCUCGUGGUGCACAAGGGACUAGGGGCACCAACUUGCUGAUGAAAACUGCAGACAGCGACUUAAGCUGACCCCCACAAGUCUACAUGGGGUGCAGCCAUGAAGGCAGCAGUUAAGGGGCUGCCUGUCUGGAGAAAGUUUGGCGCUUAGCAAACUUUCCACAUGUGUGGUUUGUGGUCGCCCAGCCUUCUGGAUACUGAGGAAAAGCUGCAGCUACGAGAUUAAGAAGCAGAGAUAGACUGUUACGGGAGCUAACUCAGGAGGAACAGUGGUCCUAAGACCCAAUCAGCACUUUCGUCAGACUCCUUGCUGUGUGUGGCAAGCAACUUAAGGGAAGAAUGAUAUAUUUUGGUUUCAGGCCUCAGAAGCUUCAGCCCAUGGUCAGAUGGCGUCGUAGAUCUUAGAGCCACGGCAUGGCAGAGAAAAUGUGACUGGUGAUUGGUGGACCAAAGCUGUCAACUCACGAUUGCCAGAAAGCAAAAGACGACUACUAGGAAGGGACCAGGGCCAAGAUAUACCCUCCAAAGGCACAGAACCAAGGACUUGCUUUCCUCAUCAGGACCUCACUUUACACAGCCCUUCCACCCCUCAAUAUUAUACUUAAUUUUUUAAUAAGCCAAUAGAUGAAACAACUUAUAUUAGGGCCUUCAUGAUCUCUCUCUGGAAAUAUACUCAGACACACCUGGAGAGAUGUGUUACUAAUCUAGGUAUCUCUCAGUCUAAUAGAGUUGACAAUCGAGAUGAAACACCAAGAAAUUUAUAUUUUGGGAAUCCGGAACAUUUGAUAGCAUUCAAAUAGCAUCAGUUUGUGCAUCAGAGAAGUGGGUCUCCAUGGGAUUGGUGAUUAUGCUAGCACCCACAUGUCUGUAUUUGUUAUAUUUGUUACUUUUCCCAUCACUGUGAUAAAAUAUCUGACAAAGGCAAUUUCAGAGAAUAAAUAUUUGUUUUAGAGUUUUAGGGGAAUUCAGUCCAUGUGGAAGUGUUGGUGUUAGGAGUAGCCCAGUCUAUAUUGAUGGGUAUCUGAGGUAGCUGAUGACAUCAGGGUGACUGACCAGUAAUACUCAGGCCAGUGCCAGAAAUGACUAUUACCUUGAUGGCCUGACCCUAGCAAUACAUCUCUGUCAGCUUGCCUAUGAGGACAUAUGUCCCAGCGAAUUUGUAGUCCCUUAAAGCCAUAUCACCAACUAGGGGCCAAGUAUUCAAAUACAUGAGCCAGGAGUGAGGUAGGGAACAUUUCAUAGUCAAGCUGCAAUAAAUACAUUUCCUUGAA